This is a messenger RNA of Cynara cardunculus var. scolymus (artichoke), 6335 nucleotides long. Its product is annotated as putative callose synthase 8. The record is from RefSeq and is a predicted model, not a curated record. Gene Ontology annotation, biological process: (1->3)-beta-D-glucan biosynthetic process. Gene Ontology annotation, molecular function: 1,3-beta-D-glucan synthase activity. Gene Ontology annotation, cellular component: 1,3-beta-D-glucan synthase complex; plasma membrane. The coding region runs from base 1 to 5892 and encodes 1963 amino acids. The transcript is spliced from 41 exons. Lineage: Eukaryota; Viridiplantae; Streptophyta; Magnoliopsida; Asterales; Asteraceae.
AUGGCGGAAAUUGUGGUUGCAGAGCCCAGUAUUGCGAGUACCAGCAGCAACACUGGUGGUGGAUAUGGUUCCAACAGUGGGACGAAACCCUUUUAUAUUCGAUCGAUUACGUCUGGGAACGAUGAGUAUGUUCCUGAGCCAUUUGAUUCUGAGAAGUUGCCAGUCACUUUGAAAUCAGAAAUCCAGAGGUUUCUUCGUGUUGCUAAUUUGAUUGAUGCCCAAGAGCCUCGUGUUGCUUGUUUGUGCCGUUUUCAUGCUUUCGUAGUUGCGCAUGAUUUGGAUCGUAAUUCAAAUGGGCGUGGAGUUCGGCAGUUCAAGACUGCUCUUCUUCAGCGACUCGAACAGGAUGAAGAGGUUACUUACCGAAAACGGAAGGAAAAGAGCGACGUACGCGAAGUCAGGCGUGUUUAUCGUGAAUACAAAGAUUACAUAAUCAAACAUGGUGGAGAAAGUACUUUGGAGAACAGGGAUGUGCUGACUAAAGCUCGUGUGAUUGCUCCGGUAUUACAUGAAGUGUCGAAUACACUUACGAAGGCUGCCGGCACUCAGGCCCAUGCUGAUAACGACUUUAAAGGAAGAUCCGAGUUCUAUGAUUAUAACAUUCUUCCCCUUGAUCACGGAGGUGUUCAUCAAGCAAUCAUGCAACUCCCUGAGAUUAAAGCUGCAGUCGGCGCUGUUCGUAAUGUUAUCGGUAUACCUUUCGUCGAAGAGUUCAGCAAUCACGAGCCUCAUUUUGAUUUGUUUGACUGGCUCCAACAUUGUUUCGGAUUUCAGAAAGGAAACGUUGCGAACCAAAGGGAGCAUUUGAUUCUACUUCUUGCAAACAUUCAUAUUCGUCGCUGCAAUAAACCAGCAAACACAUUGAAGUUAGCAGAUGGUGUUUUAGAUGAGCUGAUGAAGAAAUUCUUCAAGAACUAUACAGAAUGGUGCAAAUUCUUAGAGAAGAAGAACAGCAUAAGGUUGCCGUUUACAGAUCCAGAAGCGGAACAAUACAAACUUCUGUACAUAGGUCUUUAUCUUCUUAUAUGGGGAGAGGCUGCUAAUUUACGGUUCAUGCCCGAAUGUCUUGCUUACAUUUUUCACCAUAUAGCAUUCGACUUGCAUAGUAUUUUGAUGGGUGAUACCAUCCUAUCAACGGGCGAUAGUUUCUUGCCUUCGUAUGGCCGAGGUCCCGAGUCUUUUCUUGUUAACAUGGUCACUCCAAUAUAUGACGUUAUUCGCAAGGAAGCCAUGAAAAACCAAAAUGGGAUGACUGAUCAUUCCACCUGGAGAAACUACGACGAUCUGAAUGAGUUCUUCUGGUCGCCUGAUUGUUUCCAGCUGGGCUGGCCGAUGAAUCAGAACCAUGACUUCUUCUACGUGCAGUCUCCCGAGGAUCCUAAAAGCAAAAACAAUAGGGGAUCGGGUAAACCUACGACAGACAAGAAGAGAGAAAACAACGAUGAAGAAAUGGAGCUCAACGAAGAAGAUCAAUCUAAAGAUGGCGAGUCUAACGUGGAGGACAAGAAGGAGAGAAAAUGGUUAGGAAAAACAAACUUCGUAGAGUUCCGCUCAUUCUGGCAUGUUUUCAGAAGCUUCGAUAGAAUGUGGGCAUUUCUAAUUCUAUCGCUUCAGGCAAUGAUAAUCAUGGCAUGUCAUGAUCUAGAAUCCCCGUUACAGAUGUUUGAUACACCCAUACUCGAGGAUAUUAUGAGCAUCUUCAUCACAUCCGCUGUUCUUAAACUAGUUCAAGCCGUUCUUGAUAUCUCGUUCACGUGGAAGGCUAGAUCGACAAUGGACCAUUCUAGAGCCAGAAAGCAUACAUUGAAGGUGGUGAUUGCAGCGAUAUGGACCAUUGUCCUGCCUAUAUUCUACUCUAAAACUAGAAGAAAGUAUACUUGUUAUUCAUCACAAUACCGAAGCUGGCUUGGAGAGUGGUGUUAUUCAUCGUAUAUGCUCGUAGUCGCGUUCUACUUGAUGUCUAAUGCCGUCAACAUGAUCCUCUUUUCCGUACCCGCGAUUGGUAGAUACAUCGAAACCUCAAAUUCCAAGAUUUCUUCUAUUUUAUCGUGGUGGACACAGCCUAGGUUAUAUGUGGGAAGAGGAAUGCAAGAGUCGCAAUUCUCGCUUCUGAAGUACAGUCUAUUCUGGGUGUUGUUACUAUUAAGCAAAUUGGCAUUCAGCUAUAGUUUUGAGAUAAAGCCGCUCAUAGCCCCAACGAGACAGAUAAUGAGUAUUGGGAUCACAAAGUACGACUGGCACGAGCUUUUCCCAAGAGUCAAGAAUAAUGCCGGUGCGAUUGCCGCUAUCUGGGCACCGGUCAUAAUGGUAUAUUUCAUGGACACCCAGAUUUGGUAUUCUGUUUUCUGUGCAAUCUUUGGAGGACUUUACGGAAUCUUGCAUCAUCUUGGAGAGAUUCGCACCUUAGGCAUGUUGAGGAGUAGAUUUCAAGAUUUACCGUUGGCCUUCAUGAAUUCUCUCAUUCCGCAUCCUUCGAAAACCGAUAAACAUCUAAACAGGAAAUCUUUCUUGAGCGAGAUGUUUCAGAAGGUGUCCGAGAAACAAAUGAGGAACGGUCUAGUGAAGUUCGUUGUCGUAUGGAACGAAAUCAUUAACUGCUUUCGGGAGGAGGAUCUCAUAAGUAAUAGAGAAGUCGAGUUGAUGAAGAUGCCGUUAUCAUCCGAGUUACAUUCUGGCGUCGUUUAUUGGCCGAUUUUCCUCCUAGCAAAUAAGUUGCCUAUGGCCUUAACAGUCGCAAAAGACUUCGUCGGUGAAGAUGCAAAUCUUUCUAAAAAGAUCAGAAGAGAUGUUUACAUGUAUAUCGCUAUAAAAGAGUGUUACGAUUCACUGAAAUACGUUCUUGAUAUACUAGUUGUCGGAGAUCUCGAUAGAAGAAUCAUAGCUGGGAUCGUAGACGAGAUUGAAGAAAGCAUUAGGAAAUCGACAGUUCUUAAAGAUUUCGAUCUAAGCGAGCUUCUAACUCUAUAUGCUAAAUGCAUAGAUUUGGUUGAACUUCUGGUUGAGGGGAAUAAGGAACAUCAUACGAAAGUCGUGAAAGUGCUUCAAGAUGUUUUCGAAAUCGUAACUAGUGAUAUGAUGAAAAACGGAUCCAGAACGCUGGCUUCGAUCCAUGCUUACCAUCAAACCGAAGGAUGUUCAACGACGUAUUUUGAUGACGUUGAACCCGAACCACCGCUAUUUGCAUCAAAGCAUUCUAUCCAUUUCCCAUUGACAAUUAGCGAUUCUCUUAAUGAGAAGAUCAAGCGUUUCCUUUUGCUGCUUACUGUCAAAGAUACAGCAAUGGACAUACCUUCAAACCUCGAUGCACGAAGGCGUAUAUCGUUUUUUGCAACGUCCCUAUUCAUGGAUAUACCUCGAGCUCCAAAAGUGCGCAACAUGCUAUCUUUCAGCGUUUUGACUCCGCAUUUAAUGGAAGAAGUUAAAUUCUCUACAAAGGAGCUAAAUUCACAAAAAGAUUACGUUUCCAUCGGCUUCUAUAUGCAGAAAAUAUUUCCAGACGAGUUGGAAAAUUUCCUGGAACGAAUGGGGGUUGAAAAUCUAGAGGAGCUAGAUGAGCACGGAAAGGAGGAGCUUCGAGAUUGGGCUUCUUUUCGUGGACAAACUCUAAGCAGGACGAUCAGAGGGAUGAUGUACUACCAGAAGGCCCUAAAGCUGCAAGCUUUUCUCGACAUGGCUGAAGACGAUGAUAUUCUUCAAGGUUAUGCUGCAAUCGAAGGGGGGAACGAUACACUAUCCGCUCAGCUUGAUGCACUCGCAGACUUGAAAUUCACUCACGUCGUGUCUUAUCAACUUUUCGGAUCACAGAAGACGUCUGGCGACCCUCAGGCACAAGAAAUCAUCGAACUUAUGAUAAGGUACCCAUCCUUACGUGUUGCUUAUGUUGAAGAGAGAGAAGAAAUAGUCGAAAACAAGCCACUAACGACUUAUUCAUCCGUUUUAGUCAAAGCGGUCAACGGUCUUGAUCAGGAGAUAUAUCGCAUAAAGCUCCCGGGUUCUCCAAAUAUCGGAGAAGGGAAACCUGAAAAUCAAAACCAUGCCAUAAUUUUCACUCGUGGUGAAGCUCUACAAGCAAUUGAUAUGAAUCAAGAUAACUAUCUAGAAGAAGCGAUCAAAAUGAGAAAUCUCCUUCAAGAAUUUCUGCCAAGAUCGGGAAAACGUCCUAAAAUCCUCGGUUUAAGAGAACACAUAUUCACCGGAAGUGUUUCUUCUUUAGCAUGGUUCAUGUCUUACCAGGAGACUAGUUUCGUCACAAUCGGUCAAAGGCUUCUAGCGAAUCCUCUUAGGAUAAGGUUCCAUUAUGGACAUCCAGAUCUUUUUGACAGAGUGUUUCAUCUAACAAGAGGUGGCAUAAGCAAAGCUUCAAAGACAAUCAACUUGAGUGAAGACAUUUUUGCAGGAUAUAAUACGACAUUACGGCGUGGACAUAUUACGUACCACGAGUACAUACAGGUCGGUAAAGGUCGUGAUGUGAGCCUAAAUCAGAUCUCGAAAUUUGAAGCGAAAGUAGCAAACGGAAACAGCGAACAAACUCUUAGCCGCGAUAUCUACCGGCUCGGACGUCGGUUCGACUUCUUCCGCAUGCUUUCUUGUUACUUCACAACAGUCGGUUUCUACUUCAGCAGCUUGAUAUCGGUGAUUGGGAUUUACGUGUUUCUAUACGGGCAGCUCUAUCUCGUGCUAAGCGGUUUAGAAAAAGCGUUACUUCUCGAGGCUAAAGUGCAUAACAUUCGGUCGUUGGAGACGGCACUAGCAUCGCAAUCGUUUAUUCAACUUGGAUUGUUGACGGGCUUACCGAUGGUGAUGGAAAUUGCACUCGAGAAAGGAUUACUUAGUGCCCUUAAAGAUUUCGUUCUUAUGCAGCUGCAAUUAGCGGCUGUUUUCUUCACAUUUUCGCUCGGCACAAAAACCCACUAUUUUGGCCGAACCAUACUUCACGGCGGUGCCAAGUACCGACCCACGGGAAGAAAAGUCGUGGUCUUCCACGCCAGUUUCACGGAGAACUAUAGAUUGUACUCACGGAGCCAUUUCAUGAAAGGGUUUGAGCUGCUACUACUUCUGAUUGUUCAUGAUAUCAUCAGACGAUCCUACCGAAACCACAUGAUGUACGUGAUGAUUACGUCUGCCAUCUGGUUCUUAUCGUUAACCUGGUUGUUUGCCCCAUUUCUGUUUAAUCCUUCCGGUUUCGAUUGGGGGAAGAUAGUCGAUGAUUGGAAAGACUGGAACAAAUGGAUUAAACAGCAGGGUGGGAUCGGGAUUCAACAAGAUAAAAGCUGGCAGUCGUGGUGGUAUGACGAACAAGACCACCUGCGGUAUUCGGGAUGGGGUUCUCGGAUCAUCGAGAUUCUUCUUUCAUUGCGAUUCUUCAUUUACCAAUAUGGUCUAGUAUAUCAUCUCGAUAUAGCUGGCUCGAACAAAACCGUUGUCGUUUAUGUCCUUUCAUGGGUCGUAAUCGUCGUCAUUUUCCUGUUAGUCAAGGUCGUAAAUCUCGGCAGGCAGUAUCUGAGUGAUAACCAUCAGCUUUCUUUCAGGCUAUUCAAAGCUUCGCUUUUUCUAUCAGUUAUCGCAACCAUAAUCGCUCUUUCUUACAUCUGUCAACUAUCUGUGUCGGAUUUGAUCGUUUGUUGUCUUGCGUUUCUCCCCACCGGCUGGGGUCUGAUACUGGUUGCUCAAGCGUUCAGGCCAUUAAUUCAAGGUACAGUUCUGUGGAAAUUCACACGGGUUUUCGCCCAAGCUUAUGAUUUCGGGAUGGGGAUUAUUCUUUUCACUCCGAUAGCUUGUUUGGCAUGGCUUCCGAGCAUUUCGGCUUUUCAGACUCAAAUUCUUUUCAACAGAGCUUUUAGUAGGAGACUGCAGAUUCAACCAAUUCUCAAAGCGAAAAAGAAACACAUAUAGCUUUCGAAAUUCUGUGUACAUUAUAUAUAUCACGUUACGUAUAAGAUCAUAGAGUAGUGCACAUAACAGCCAUUUUUUUAGGUUUAUCGACUUGCAAGUAAUAAGGAAAUCAGGGAAAUCCUAUGAAGCUCUUUACAUAUCAAUGAUAAUACAUAAUCUUUGUGUAGCAAAUGAACUCUUGAGAUCAUUGAAGAAGUCAUUUAAAGAAUCAAUCUUGAAAAGAUCAAAGAGAACCGAGUAUUUGAUGUUGCACACCAUGUGUUUGAUGAAUUGCCUGAAUGGAGUUGUAAGCCUGAUCUAUGUGCUUUUUACCCUUGUUUCAACCACAAUCUAUCUAAUUCGAAAGUGAAAAGCUAAAAAAGAUUCAAAGCAGGGAUUUUUAUCAACAAAAUUCUUGCCAUUUACAUACAUAUAGUGUAUAUAUCUAUCCAAGCAAAACAAAG